ACUAAACCAACCUCUUUCUUUGACAAAAAAAAGUACAACAACAGUCAAGAUGCUUACUAAAAAUGUGGUGAGAUUACUUGGGAAUGGUUGUGAAACUCUCGGUUAUAAGAGUUUCUCCACCAGUUCUAUCAGAAACAUACAGCGCUCUCAAAACGAUAUACUAGAUCAAAGACAAGAAGAAAUCACAGCACCAAAUGCAUUAGCUGAAGAAUCUACCCUUCCUAAAAUUAAACAAGACUUGAAGAUCAACCCAAGACUUGCUAAGAAAAAGUCGCCUUUCAAAUCGGAUCAUAAAAUGGAAAAUGAUCCAAGUUUCCAAUUAUCAUCUUGGAAACAAAAUAUUGGUCAAGGAAUCAUCAAAUUGUUUGGUAUUGAUAUGGAUAGAUCAAGAGCUGGACCAGUUGCAGGCUCUCACUAUUUUGGUGAAUGUAAAAAGCAAGGGAUGUACUAUCCUAAUGAGCCACUCAGUCCAACUGCUAGAUUUUAUUACGAAACUCUUGCUUUACCUCAAUCAUUUUCUCAAUGGUUUCAAAUUACUGCUUUACAUUACUGGAUUUUAUCGGUUAGAAUGAGGGCCAUGCCUUUUAAAUACGGUAGAAAUUAUCAACAAAAGUUGGUUGAUAGAAUUUUUAAAGAUAUGGAAUUGAGAAUGGCCGAAGAAUUGAAUAUCAAUUCUAAUAGAAUUAUCGAAGGUUAUCUUAAAGAGUACCAUAAACAAUUAUUGGGAUCUGUUUUAUCUUACGAUGAAGGGUUAUUAACUGACGAUAUUACUUUGGCUAGUGCCUUGUGGAGAAAUGUGUUUAAUGGUGAUCCAAAUGCUGAUAUGAGACAUAUUGAAGCAUUGGUUGGUUAUGUUAGAUCACAAUUGUAUGUUUUGAACAAAAUGACUGAUCGUGAAUUUGGUUUUGGUAAGUUUACCUUUGUUGCACCUGAUGAAGUUGUUAAACCUUUAACUAAAUCUCAAGAAGCUAAACUAAGAGCUCAAGCUAAAAAGGAGUUUGAAGGUAAAACAUUACCAUCUCAAAGAAGUGUUUUAUCGUUGGAUGAAUAAUUUAUUCUUUUCGUUGUCUUUUAUUCU
Molecule: messenger RNA, 1078 nt
Organism: Hyphopichia burtonii NRRL Y-1933
Lineage: Eukaryota; Fungi; Ascomycota; Pichiomycetes; Serinales; Debaryomycetaceae
Exons: 1
Coding region: 50-1051 (333 amino acids)
Biological process (GO): mitochondrial respiratory chain complex III assembly
Cellular component (GO): mitochondrion
Source: RefSeq, a predicted model, not a curated record